Molecule: messenger RNA, 1159 nt
Organism: Gossypium arboreum
Lineage: Eukaryota; Viridiplantae; Streptophyta; Magnoliopsida; Malvales; Malvaceae
Product: MYB-like transcription factor EOBII
Exons: 3
Coding region: 239-913 (224 amino acids)
Biological process (GO): regulation of DNA-templated transcription
Cellular component (GO): nucleus
Molecular function (GO): sequence-specific DNA binding; DNA-binding transcription factor activity
Source: RefSeq, a predicted model, not a curated record
CUAAUCCUUUCUAAGAAAUUUAUUCUCCUUUGCAAAGAAAGGCUGAUGAACAUGUGCCCAAACUCCUUGCUAUAGUUAACACCAUUGAAUCCUAUAAAUUUCAACAAUUUGCCAAGCUCAUGUCCCAAUUUCAUUGAUAUAAUAGAGAAAAAAAGAGAGGAAAUAUUAGAUUAUAGAUUUGAGGCUCGUUACCCCCCGCCCCCCAAAAUAAAAAACCUUGACCCCUGUUACCAAGGGAAUGUCCACUCUUAUUGAAGAGGAGAUUGAGGUGAGAAAAGGGCCAUGGACCACGGAAGAGGAUACGCUCCUAACCCAUUACAUUGGUCGUCAUGGGGUAGGUCCUUGGAAUAUGUUGGCAAAAUGUGCAGGUCUUAAGAGAAGUGGUAAAAGUUGCAGAUUAAGGUGGCUUAACUAUUUGAACCCUGACAUUAAGCGCGGAAACCUCACUCUCCAAGAACAACAAUUGAUUCUUCAACUUCAUUCCCUGUGGGGAAAUCGAUGGUCAAAAAUUGCAGAGCAUCUUCCGGGAAGAACAGACAACGAGAUCAAGAACUAUUGGAGAACAAGGGUGCAAAACAAGCAGCCAUCCUCUUCUUCUUUGAAAGAAAUGAGCUCCCAAUUUUCAGUUCCUUGUCAAUUACCAGAAUGCAUCGUCCCUUCAGGUUCAGUCAUAAACAUUUCAGAGCAAAUUGAAUUUCCCCAACACGAAACAAGUCCAAACGCAUAUGCCCAUACUUGUGUCGACAACAAUAACCUAGUUCUUAAUGGAAGUUACAAUAUUGGCAGAAGUGGGCAGGACAUGGAGGCAUUCAGACUGGCAUCCAUGUCAGCUGUGGGUGAAGGGUGUUGGAUAUGUAAUGAGAUGACAGAUAGUUUAUGGCAAUGUAGGGAGUUGGGAGAGAUGGGGAACUAGUAUUAGUGGAGUCCAAUUAUCCUUCAACUUGAAGGCUCCCCAGCACAUUAUAAUCUUUACUGACAAAUCACAUUGGACUCACUACUUGUGUGAUAGUUUAAUGCUGUGGCAUAUGACCUGUGAUUAAGGUCAUCAAAGUGACUUUCAGUGGACAGUUUUAUUUGUACUAGUACUACUGCUAUUGUUUUAAGACUUGGGAAUUAAGCACCCUAUUUACAAUAAAUACUACGUUUUCUUAUGGGUUAA